UUUUUACCAACUAUGAGAACGGGCGGUUGCACAGUACAACAAGCUCUAACUUCCGAUGCUUUGAGCGUUGUAAAACAAGCUCUGAUUUUGGCGAAGCGGCGUGGCCAUGCCCAAGUGACGCCUCUCCAUGUGGCCACCACCAUGCUUGCAGCCCCCACCGGGCUCUUCCGCACGGCCUGUCUUCAAUCCCACUCUCAUCCUCUUCAGUGCAAAGCUUUAGAGCUUUGCUUUAAUGUGGCCUUAAACCGUCUUCCAGCUUCAAAUUCCAGCCCCAUGUUAGGCCCUCAAUCUCAACACCAUCCUUCAAUCUCCAACGCCCUCGUUGCUGCCUUCAAACGAGCUCAAGCCCACCAACGCCGUGGAUCCAUUGAAAACCAACAACAACCCCUUUUAGCCGUCAAAAUCGAGUUGGAGCAGCUCAUUAUUUCCAUUUUGGACGACCCUAGUGUUAGCCGUGUGAUGAGGGAAGCUGGUUUCUCAAGCACACAAGUCAAGAGUAAAGUGGAACAAGCCGUGUCAACCGAGACCAAGUCGAAUGACAAUGACGACAACAACGAUGACAACAACAACAAUACUACUGUUAGCCAUGUUAUGGGCGCAAUUGGAAUGAAAUCGGCAUCGACAGGGGCGUCUGGUAGAGCGAGUGACGACGACAUCGCAACUGUUAUCAACGAUUUAGCGGAGAAGAAGAAGAGGAGUGUGGUGGUUGUAGGGGAGUGUGUAGCAAGUCUUGAAGGUGUGGUUGAGGCAGCCAUUGGGAGAAUUGAGAAAAGGGAAGUGCCGGAGUGUCUAAAGGAGGUGAAGUUCAUAAAGCUUUCAAUUUCAUGUUUUAGGAAUAGGUCAAGAGUGGAAGUGGAUGAGAAGGUUAUGGAGCUUAAGAGUUUGAUAAGGAGCUGUUUGGGGAAAGGGGUUAUUUUAUAUGUAGGGGAUAUCAAAUGGACAAUAGAUUAUAGAGCUAAUCAUUCAAGUAGUAAUCAAACAAGGGUUUACUAUUGUCCGGUGGAGCAUAUGAUUAUGGAAUUGGGGAAAUUGGCAUAUGGGAAUUAUGUGGGAGAUCAUCAUCAGCAUCACAAUGGCAUUGUUUGGAUUAUGGGAAUUGCAACUUUCCAAACAUACAUGAGAUGCAAAUCUGGAAACCCUUCUCUUGAAACCCUAUUGCCCAUUCAUCCUCUUACUAUUCCGGCCGGCAGCUUGAGGUUGAGUCUCACCGCCGACAGUGGCAUUCAAAGUCAGUGCUUGGAUGAGGAAAAGCAGCUGAGUUGCUGCGUUGAGUGCUCAGCUAAGUUUGAGACAGAAGCACGAAGCUUACAUACUUCAUAUAACACUGACUCAACCACCUCUUCAAGUCCUCUACCUGCAUGGCUUCAACAAUACAAAAAUGAGCAGAAAGCAAUGGAACAAAACGAGCAGAAUUGUGUCACAGUCAGAGACCUUUACAGAAAGUGGAACUCCAUUUGCAAUUCAAUCCACAAGCAUUCAAAUCACAACAAUUGUACUGAGAAAAGUUUAUCAUUCUCUUGUAUUCUUCCAAAUUCUUCUUCGUCAACAUCAUGGUUUUCAUACGAUCAUCAUCAUUAUAAUAAUCCCUUCAAUUUCUCAUCAUACACCCACAACCACAAGCUUCAAGAUCAUAGCCAUGAGGGAAAUAUGGAGCCAAAGCAAUUCAUGGCAUUGAGUAAUAAUAAUAAUAAUAACAAUCAUGGUUCGACCCCUUCUUCAACCUCGUCGGGAAGCGACAUCGUUUUGGAGGGUGAAUAUUUUAGUAGGUUCAAGGAGUUGAACUCUGAGAAUUUCAUGAGCCUUCGUGAUGCCUUGGAGAAGAAGGUACCAUGGCAGAAGAAUGUGGUUGGUGAUAUUGCUAGUGCAGUUCUUCAGUGCAGGUCAGGCAUGGGGAGGAGAAAAGGGAAAAUGGGUCAUGGAGGAGAUCUCAAGCAAGACACUUGGUUGCUGUUUCAAGGCAAUGACUUAGGAGCAAAGGAAAAGGUGGCGGCGGAGUUGGCUAGAGUGAUAUUUGGGUCAGCAACAUCAAAUUUGGUGUCAAUAACAUUGAGCAGCUUCUCCUCGACCAGAGCAGAUUCAAUGGAGGAUUGCAGAAACAAGAGAUCAAGAGAAGAACAAAGUUGCAGCUACAUAGAGAGAUUUGCAGAAGCAGUAACCAUUAACCCUCAUAGAGUGUUCUUGAUUGAAGAUGUUGAGCAAGCAGAUUACUGUUCCCAAAUGGGGUUUAAAAGAGCCAUUGAAGGAGGAAGAUUCACCAAUUCCAAUGGCCAACAAGUUCCUUUAGCUGACGCCAUUCUCAUUCUUAGCUGCGAGAGCUUCAGUGCCAGAUCUAGAGCUUGCUCUCCUCCCAUCAUAAAAGCAUCACAAAAACAACAAAAUGAAGAAAAUGAUCAACCCCAAGACAUUGAACAAGAAAGUAGCCCUUGUUUGGGUUUGGAUUUGAAUAUUUCCAUUGAUGAAGAUGAUGGAGCUGCACAUCAAUCGAUUGAUGAUGUUGGCCUUCUUGAUUCAGUUGAUAGACGAAUUAUUUUUCAAAUUCAACAACUAUGAGACUAAAAAACAUGUAAAAACAAGACCAAAAAAAAAUAGUAAGAGGGUUUUGGGUAGAUUGUUUUGCUUUUGUUAAUUUUUUUCUAUAUCUAUACAUAUUUUGUUUCUUUUAUGUAAUUGUAU
This is a messenger RNA of Cucurbita pepo subsp. pepo (vegetable marrow), 2673 nucleotides long. Its product is annotated as protein SMAX1-LIKE 3. The record is from RefSeq and is a predicted model, not a curated record. Lineage: Eukaryota; Viridiplantae; Streptophyta; Magnoliopsida; Cucurbitales; Cucurbitaceae.